Aegilops tauschii subsp. strangulata is the source of this 2977-nucleotide messenger RNA. RefSeq lists its product as uncharacterized. Lineage: Eukaryota; Viridiplantae; Streptophyta; Magnoliopsida; Poales; Poaceae. The record is from RefSeq and is a predicted model, not a curated record.
UAGCCAUAAUGUGCCCGUGCUCAGAUGUCAAAUAGCCAUAAUGUGCCCGGACUUUAUACAUAGAGCUAAUGGCGAACGUCCUUUGCCAAAAAUAAGAUCUCUUUGUCGUCAUAAAGAGUAACCAAAAGUAGCUCUUUUUUUUUGCGAAUGAACCAAAAAAAACCAAAAGUAGCUUAUGGCGCAUGAAAUUCCAGGCAGUUAACAUUGGCCCAUCUAUCGCUUUUCUAAAAUAGAUGUAACUUCGAUAAGGCCUACCCGAAAUUGGACAUCUUGUUUCUGUUUGAAGACAUUCUUAAUUAUCUUGUUGACAUCGUGUCCUGCUUUGACUGGAACAAACAACAGGCUAUUCGACGCAAUGGGAGAAGAUCGGUUUUUGUUCUUUGGGGUUUGGUUUCACUCUCUUCUACGUAACAUUGUAUCCUGGGGAGACAAGCAUCAUGAUGAACGUACCCAGUUGCCUAUCAGACAAUGGCUGAAGAGACAAAUACAUAUACUCAAAUUAAAAAUAAUAGAUAUCACUCUGAUCGUGAUAUUUUCCCCAGCUAUGUACUUCGGCGUGGGUGGACCAAUUAUUUGUUCUGGCCUGUCUGGGCUUCGUCUAGCAAAGCAAGACUACGGCAUCGCCGACGGAGAUGCAAGUAAAGCAAAUCUGAAGCCGGCGCUGAACUUAUUCUACGGCGUAUCCUUUGCUCAGGGCGCAAUAUUCUUAUUGUGUACAAUGGGUGGAGUCAUUGCUGAGCGAUGGUUAAAUGAUAUUUUAAGCCAACGCCAUGGUUUCAGCCUCAAUGUACUUCUUGGAUACUCGCGUAAAACCAUGCACAUGGGUCUAAAUGACCCCGCUUCCAUAAGGAGCUGGAAUUUGAUCACAUAUGGUGCUGACUUGCUGGAUUCCCAAUGUUCGAAUGACUAUGCAGCUGGAGUACGGAUACUAACCAUGCUGAUUGAUCGUGAUAUACCGUUACAGAUAAGACGGCUGUUGAUCAGAUCACCGAAACAAAGAAUUCAGAAGCUGAUCGGAACCCUUGCUUGGAUAAGCCCAGCCGAGCAAGAGACGAGAUGGCUUGCAGCGACGAUUGUGGAGCAUCUCGCUGCUGACCUCAACCUUGCUCAUUUUCCAGGAGCAUUGGAAUGUGUAUCCUCCCUCUUUGAUGCUACCCAUUUACCAUUUGAAGCUGGGCAAGGAACUAAGGAUCUGGUUUUGCCAGGCUUGAGAAUUCUGCAUAACCUAGCUCAUGAUGGACAUAACUGCACAAUGAUAUACAGCACCAAGGGUCUUCUUUCAAAAAUAGUUGCGCCUCUCAGCUCCAAUGAAUUUGUAGAAGAUAUCAAGAGUAGUGUUGCAUGGACCAAGGUAGUAGACGUAUCACUCAAAGUGGUGACCCGGCUCAUGGGUUCGCCAGGAAGCACAGGCCAAGAGAUGCGAAGUCUAAUUGCAAAUGCUAGUCAUGUGGUCAGAAACCUGGAGGCCGUUCUGGACAUCGACAUGAAGAGUAACAGCAGCAUCAUAUGGCUACUGACGGGAGCUUUAGACGCUCUUACACGAUUAGUAUUGCAUCAUCCAGAAAGUGCGUCUGCAGGAAAACUUAUUGAGAGGGCACUGCACAUAUUUCUUUCAACAGAUUGGUUGGAAGAUUAUUUGAAACAUGAGAAGAACGUGAUGAAAAAAGCUAAGAAAACUGUAAGCCAGCUUAAAGAAUAUGCUGGUUUCGUAUUGGAAAUGUUGUCCAAUCAUCCAGAGGCUAUCAAGAGCUUCACAGUAUGCGAUGAUGACAUCCAUCGUCUUACUGAAUUGCUCGACUGCAAUAUUAAGACCACUGAAUGCAAAAUAAGUGCAACAGAGACAGUGGAAAUAGAUAUCAGCAUUGGCUCUCGUAUUAGCUCAGCAGUCAUCUUGAAGCAUUUGAGCAACUACGUCAAAUUGCCAACCUUACGGAAGGCACUCAGGCAAUUGCUUCCUGUACAACAAGAUGAGGCUUCCACUUUAAAGUGCCACAUCAAGGACAGGAUGAUGCAUGCAGCACUGUUAUCACUCGUCGUGACCAUAUGUGCGAACACCAGUAUUAAUCUUGCAGGAAUCUUGCUUUCGCAGACACCAUCGGAUACACUGGAAGAUUUUGUGGUGAGGCUCAAGAAGAUGGUGGAGGAAAACAUGUACGCCACCCCAACAUGCCUGGCGAUACAGAAGCUUACCUGCCAGAUGGUUACAGAAUUCAUGAAGCAUGAUCGAAACAUCCAAGUGAUUGAUAAGCACAAUAUCGUUGGCACGUUACUGAAGGCUUCAAAGACGAUGGCCGAGCUCGAGAGCAGCAUGCUUUUCGCUGCUGUCAUUCGUGACCGCUACGGGGUUCCUUUGAAGCCUCUUUCAUCUGUUCUCUCCAAAAACACAGAAGAUCUUUUGACACAGAGGAAACAGGCUCUUGGCAUCUACACUGUGCCUGCCUCUGUACCAAUACCACUACCAUGACUGUUGCAUCACGGAGUAUCUCAUUAUGGUAAAAGUACCGAAACAGGUAUUGAAUUCUUGGUGUUGUAUGCUUGAUGUUUCUGCUUUUGUUUCCUUUGCCAACUUGUGAGAAUUUGUAAUAACUGCUCGUGUGCACCUUCAGGUGCAGAGACCGGGAAUGUCAUCCUUCCAUUAUCUAAAAGAACUGCAACCGUUUGUGCAUUAAGAUUCCAAUCCAUCUUCUGCAUCAAGGCAAGAUCCAAGUCUAUAUUGCGCCUGCCAGUGUACGAGUUCAGCAUGGAGCUGCCAACUACUGUCCUGCCGAAUGGCAAUGCAAUUCUCACCCACGUGCCACUUCUGUUGAGACUUGCUUAAUUUGUUACUAUCCAAUGUUGACAUAUUAACUGGCAGAACUCAUCCUGCCAAUGUUGAAUGGUCACUUUUAUCUUGUUGUUUGUCAGUCCAUGCAACUGACAGUGCAACUGCAUCUUUGUGGAGUCAUUUUAUCUUGUUAUUCGUAUAUUAUCAGUUACU